AUGACAAAAUUAGUUAAAAUAUGUGGGUUGAAGACCCAAGAAGCUGCCGAUAAAGCAAUAGAAUCCAAAGCAGACCUUCUAGGUGUGAUCUUGGUUCCUGGUAGAGCAAGAUCGAUAGAUCAUGAAGUUGGCAAAACUAUUUCCAAGAGAGUUAAAUUGGAAAGAAGCAAAUCGAAAUUCCAAACCAGUAAAGAACUUAUGGAGCAUGCUCAGGAAUUGAAGUUAAAAGAUCACAAUGAAUACUUCAUUAAAAUACGUGAUUUGAUCAUAGAAAAUGGUCCAUUCUUAGUUGGUGUAUUCAGAAAUCAAUCUAUUGAAGAUGUUUUCAAGAUAGCUCAAGAAUUGGAUGUUGAUUUUAUCCAAUUACACGGUAACGAGAUUUUGGAAGAUUACCAUAAAUAUAAUCAAGAUAAAUUCAAUGGGAAGUUUGGUAUAAUCAAAAGAUAUGUCAUACCGAAAGAUAUUGAACUAAUGUCCCAAACAUUUUCGAAUAUGAAUAAUGGAUUAGCAUUAGCAUUAUUAGAUUCGGAAUUAGGAGGAGAAGGGAAAACAAUAGAUUGGAGUUAUUUGAAUAAAAUGGAUGGGCAGUUCAUUUUAGCAGGAGGAUUAAAUCCGGAUAAUUUAGCAGAUACUAAUCAGUAUGCUAAUAUUAUAGGAUUUGAUGUGAGUGGAGGAGUGGAAAAGGAGAAUGGAGAGAAAGAUUUGAACUCGAUUGAUAGAUUUAUUACAAAUGGUAAAAAUUUAUAA
This is a messenger RNA of Hyphopichia burtonii NRRL Y-1933, 747 nucleotides long. RefSeq names its product phosphoribosylanthranilate isomerase (gene TRP1). Lineage: Eukaryota; Fungi; Ascomycota; Pichiomycetes; Serinales; Debaryomycetaceae. Gene Ontology annotation, biological process: L-tryptophan biosynthetic process. The coding region runs from base 1 to 747 and encodes 248 amino acids. The transcript has a single exon. Gene Ontology annotation, molecular function: phosphoribosylanthranilate isomerase activity. The record is from RefSeq and is a predicted model, not a curated record.